UCAGACCUGUGGUAAUUAAUUCAGAUUCAGACCUAAUCGAAUUUCCUUAACUUUAUUUCGAAUUUUUUGGACUGAACAAGUGUUCUAGAUCUGUAGUUUGCUUGGGGGUUAUAUAUUUAUUUAUAUUUAUUCGAAGAUGGAGCAAAUGGAGGAUAGGGAUGUAUCAGAUAGGCCCACGGAAGAAAGCGACAUAAUCACCACUGGUCGCACACUAAAGGAGACAGAUCGAAAGCACGCGAUGUUUCGACAAUAUCUGAAAGAGCAUGGCGUCAACGACUGGAUCACAAAAGGACUGAGAAAUUUGCAAGCACUGCCGCUGGACGAGAUGAGUUCGCUGGACGCGAUCAGAAAGCUGAUGCAGCUCCUUGGCUACGAGAUGCCGCUGCAAACGGAAAAGGACUGCGAGGAUAUAAUGGAAGAAAUCCUGACACUGCGCCGCAGAGAGGAAACGUUACAGAGCGCUGUGGUGUCUUAUGAGAAAACGGGAGCACGAAAAUAGGCAUUCAUUACGAUUGUUAUUUCGGUAGCAAAGAGAUUCCAUCCGUAAAAAUUAGUCUUCUGCAUAAUAGAAACUGCAAAAACCAGCCGGCGAAAGCGUUCUUGUGUUUGUUCCAUAAUAGAUUCUGUUAAGUUUGGUCAGAUUGUUGGCCAAAGUGCUAGAGAGAAAAAAAUAUGCUAAUAUAAUAUACCAUGCACUGUUAUUGCUACACUAUAUUUCCUAGUGUCUACCUAUGAGCAACAAAAAUGAAGAACGAAAAAAUAAUAAUUCACAUACAUGUAAAAAUUAAACAAAAAAAAGGAAUCCUGUAGAAAUUUCAUAGUCACAAAUUUCCAAA
Molecule: messenger RNA, 836 nt
Organism: Paramacrobiotus metropolitanus
Lineage: Eukaryota; Metazoa; Tardigrada; Eutardigrada; Parachela; Macrobiotidae
Exons: 4
Coding region: 137-499 (120 amino acids)
Source: RefSeq, a predicted model, not a curated record